Messenger RNA from Aethina tumida (small hive beetle), 3736 nucleotides. RefSeq names its product sodium/hydrogen exchanger 10-like. The record is from RefSeq and is a predicted model, not a curated record. The coding region runs from base 1214 to 3442 and encodes 742 amino acids. NCBI's taxonomy places the organism in Eukaryota, Metazoa, Arthropoda, Insecta, Coleoptera, Nitidulidae. The transcript has 16 exons.
UUGAUAUAUAAGAUAUAUAUUUUAUUGGUUAUAAAAGUUCUAUUUGUAUUUUGUCUGACAGAUAUUUCAUAUCCCAAUUUUCUAUUUGUUGAAUUAACAAAAAAAUAUUGUGAUAUGGGUGCAAUUUUCUCAGGUAUAUUUAUUAGUUCGAUAAUAUUAACUCUAUUUUUGCUGCGUAAUAUGGGUACGUCAGUGAUGCCAUAUAUUUUUUUAAUAUCCUUUAGUUUGGCCCUACUGUUGAAAGACAACAAACACUUUUAUGUGAUACAGAAAAGGCUUAUAUCUAACAACCCCUAUUUUUUAUUAUAUAUUUAUUUACCAACUAUUUAUUUUAAAAGGAUUUUGUAUAUGCCACUUCAAGGAGUGAAAGUAUGUUUUGUGCACUCUUUCAUUCUCACAGCAACUAAUGUUUUUUUUGAUGGAGUCGCAAUUUUCAUUUGGUGGACUUUACAGGAAUUUUCUAAUCUUACUUUGGAAUCUGCAAGUAUUCUAACUUUAAUUUUGGUGAAAAAUCCAGUCAAUAUUAUGGUCGAAGCAAAUGUGGGAGCUCAACGAGGAAUGUUAACAAACACAUUAGAAUUCGAAGUACUCAUAAGUACUAUAAAAGGAUUUGCCACUCUACAUAUAUUGAAGUACGCAAAUCAGACAUGGGAGGAAAUCCUACUUGACCUUUUUAAGGAUGUUUGUUUUUCUCUUAUAGCCGGCUAUUUGUUGGCGAAAUUUAUAAUAAUUAUAUACAAAAUUUCCAAUCGUGAAUUAAUUUGUGUCAUGAUGACAAACUUUGCCAUGCCUUUGAUUAUACAAUAUUUUAACGAAAUAGCAUACUUAAAUGGAACAAUUGUGUUUUUGGUCAUAGGAUUUUUACUAAACAGACAAAGAAGAACUUUCUCCAGCGAGUUGACCGAAGCACACGAUUAUUUAUUUUGCAUGAUAGAUUUCAUUUGUUGUGUAUACAUAAUAAUGGUGAUUGGAAUGACGUUGCCAAUGUAUUACAGAAUAACUCAUUACUCACUGCACCCAAUUACUCUCAAGAACGUCUUAUUGUCCUUCCUCGUUUACCCCCUUUUGACUAUCAGCCGAUAUGUCAGUGUAUUUUUUUGCUGGCCCCUUCUAUAUUUUUUAGGCUAUAAAUAUACAUGGAGAGAUAUGAUAGUAGUUGGAUGGUCUAGCAUGUCAGACCUACUUCAAAUGGCACUUUUGCUAAUUGUUUCUGAUGAAUCCUGGUCCUGUAAAUUGGGAAGUAGUAGAAAAAUGGAUAGAAUUUAAUAGCUCACCAAAAAAAAAAGAUGCUGUGAAUGACGAGGAAGGUAACACGGCAAAGCCUAAGUCCACGUACAGUUAUGAACUUCUACUGAGAUAUUCAAGAUUACGAGUUCUAAAUGCUCUGGAAAUGUCAUACCGUCAACAAUACGAAAAAGGAUUGUGUACUCCGCCAGUUUUUAUUACACUACAGAAUUUCGUCAACAAUACAAGAAACAUGUCAAAAUCUCAAAUGAUAAAAGUCGAAAAUAUCCUUAAUCUUUUUGAAAAAAAGCAUAUUAUCAGAAGAUUGUUAUUACAUCUAUUCGAUUUACUUGAUAUGGAUAGAAAAUUACGUAAGCCAAAAAAUCUUUGGAGAGCCUUUUUUUACACAGUCAAGAGAUCAUGUACAUUUAAAUUUAUUUGCAUGGUUGUGGACAUUUAUUUAUUUCUUUAUCUUAUAUUUAGAGUCUCUCAUUUUUUUGAGAUUUUACUAACAUCAAUUAUUCUUGGAACGAUUGAUAUUUUCUUAAGUUUUACGGCUUCAAGUAGACACGGGUAUAUGGAUGCGAUAAAAAGGAACCUUAUGUCAUUUACACUGUAUAACAUUAUUGUUUGGAUCAUAUCUAUAUUAAAACUGACAUUGGAUAUAUGCAACAAUAGAAUUCUUUCUACUUUUCUUAGAAUAUUGUUAUUAAUAAUUAUAAUUAUUAGACUUUGUGGAAAUACUUUUAGAAUUGUGUUCGCAAGUUUUCCUAAAUUUGAAGAUUUUGUACGAUAUAAAAUACAUGACAACUUAAUGUACCUCUACAUACUGGGACAGACUUACAUUAAAGGAAAUGAUGAUGCAAUACGUUCUGUUGAAAAUUUUCUUGUUAAAGAUGCUAGAAUCGAAAGAUCACUAAUUAAAACUUUAAAUAGAUAUAAACAAGAAGUUAUGGAAAAAAUGGCCUUAUUAGUCAAACAUCAUCCUUGGGUCUUAGUAACAGUGAAAACUAAAUAUGCUAUGUAUAGAACGUUGCAAAACACGAAGAGAAAUAUUGAUGAAAUGAAGGAUACUGGAAGAGUUGAUGAAUCGGAAUAUUUAAAAUUAAUGAAUUCGUAUGAAGAUCAACUGCUGUUCUUAAAUAAAUUUGAGAAACGAAUUUAUCCACAAACGGCGGAAGAAAUAUUUAGUAAAGUGCCUUGGAUAAACAUUUUGGAUUCUAAUACUAAAAAUUAUUUAUUGAAAAAUGUUGAGACUCAAUUCUAUCUACCACUGGAUGUUAUAUACUCUGAAGGAGAUAAGCCCAUUGGAGUUUACAUUAUUGCUUUAGGUAAUGCUCGAGUUACAUAUACUCCCAACUCAGAAGUUUUAGAAGCUUUAAAUGUACAUGGAGAGUUACCAGUUGUAGAAUUAACACCAAAUAUGAAUUUCAAAAUGAAUUCCGAGCACGUUAUUAUGAAAGAUUUUUCGUUUGGGGAGAUGGGUGUUCUAACUGGGCGACAUUAUAACUCAAGAGUAAUGGUAGAAACUCCGUGUAUGUGCUAUCUCUUACCUUUAGGAUGUUUUCAUACAAUUUUUGAGAACAAUUCGAGUCCCUAUAAUAACAUGGAAGCUGCUAUGUGGAAACAUGCGACAACUAUGAUUGCUUAUCAAUUACUAAUGGAGAGUCGAGCAUUUACAUCAACUAAAGAAGAAAUAUUUGAAUUAGUUGAUAGAGCUUUUAUUCCCAAUUUAAAAGAUUACAAAAUUUUUGUAGUGCAUAGUGAUAUAGAAGAACUUUUGUUAAUUGAAGGGAUAAUAUUAGAUAUCCCACGGAAUAAAAUGUAUAUCGCUCCUUGUUGCAUUCCUAGAAAUGUAGAAAAAAUUGCUUUAUCCAAAAGUCAUCUUUUGAGGCAUGUUUCUAAUAUUUUCACCAAAAUGAUGAUUAUACCUGCUAGAGAUAUAAAACAAGCAGAUCUUAUGAAAUCUGAAGAACGGAUUUCAGAAAUUUGGAGUAGAACUUCUGGAAGAUAUUUAUAUCAAAGUUUAACCAAUAUUAUUGAGUCACCACAGGAAGAUAUAGACAUAAAUGAUUUAGAAGUACAAGUAAAAGAAGAUGUUGACGAAUACAAUUUGCCUGGUACCAAACGUACACCUUGGAAACUUAGAAAGAGUAAAUAUUAUAGAGAUAUGAGACUUUCCAAGAUUCAGGGAAAAUAUAAAUAUGAGGAAAAUUAGACAGACAUUAUUUUACAAAGCUUGAAUAAAAGUGAAUAAAUUUUAAAAAUAAAUUAUCUUGUUUAAAAAUUAAUUUUCAAUACACAUUCAAAUGGUAAUUCAAGUCAUGUUAUUAUUUUACUUUAUAAAGUAAAAUAUAAUAAAUGAGCUUACCAAUAAAUUAAGAAUGUAAUUACCAGAAGAAUAAGAAUAAUACAUUGUUUUUAGAAACACCACGGGAAUAUAAGCUGUAAUGUAAAAUAUUUUAAUUAAUGAGUGUAAUCAUCAAAUUAGAAGAAAGAAUAAACUAAAAAA